UACAGCGCAGCAGAGCUGUUUAUCAUACUGAAAGCGAAAUUCUGACAGUAACACAAGCAUAACUGGAGGGCUUUAAGACUGUUUGGGGGAUUUCAAGAAUGAAAACACAGAGAGCUUUGUUCAUUAUAUAGAAUUAAACUUUGGCUUCUCUCAGUUUUGGACACGGUAAGGACACGGUCAAAAUGAGCCAGUACUACUUAUCCAGUGUGAAUGACUUGCAGUCUAUGGAGGCCAUAAGUAGGCUCAUGCAAGAGGGUAUUUGGUCUCUCAGUAACAUGUGCACAUCCCUCUUUAAUGCACAUGUAGAUCCAGUCACUGACAUGUGCUCCAAUUUUCAACAAAUCAGGGGACACAUCGAGCACGCCGAUCGGUGCUUGAAGGAGUCAGAGAGAAUACUGAAAGGAAAGCUGACAUGUUUGGACGAAUGCAUGGUACGACUUACGAAAGAGCAGCAACACGUUCAGCAAGAGAAGCAAGAGAAAAACCUGACCAUUGAAACAUUACACAGAAGGAAGAAAUCUGCUGAAGAGUCAUUAAACGCUUCUAAUGCAGCUGUGAAGCAAGCGGAAAGAAACCAAGAGGCGGCAGAAUAUGAGCUAGAAAAAAUGGAAGAGAUGAAGACCAGUGGUAAAUUGGUGGUAAUUGCAGGGGCCGUCAUUACUGCAGUACCAGUUGUUGGGUGGUUUGCUGGUCCACCGAUAUUGUUCGACGGAAUAGAAACAAUUGUCAAGGCUGAAGCUGCCAUCGUAAAUGCUAAAAACGAGGUAAAAGAGUGCAUGUCUCAAAUGUGGAAGCACACAAUAAAUAUUGAAGACUACAGGAGCAGAAUCUCCAAAACACAGAAUGAGAUUAAGCGGACCAACCAGACGCUCAAUAAUGUUCAGAGCAAUAUUGAAUGGCUGCAGCAGCGCCUAGUGGCCAUAGCUCAAAUUCAGCACAAUUUCAAGGCAGCUGUCUACCACAUGAAUGUUCUUAGUGGGCGGGUCAAUGUACUGGAGAUUCACACUGGAGGUUGCAUUUACUGGGAGCCUGUGAUCAAGAUUAUUCAAGAUGUGGGGAAUGCAGUAAUAACUAUUGCACAUAAUCAGCUCCUCAAUGGUCAGAAUGUACCGGCUCUUAUAAAUACUUUGAGUGAGAAUAUUAGAGUAAUUUCGCAGCAGGUUUGCCAGUAACUUACUGUAGAUUUAAUGUACAAUUUUGUUUUAAGCAUAAACUUACCUAGUUUAUAUAUUUUUCUUUCAUAAAACAAGACUAAAUACCUUGGGUCACUUUUCUUGUUAUGUAAAUGUAUCGUAAUAUUUUAACAGAAAACAAAAGAAAAAUGCUUAGGAAGAAUGUCAUUUUUUGCAGAGUUUGCUGUGCUAAUUCCAGUCUCUUCUUGCUCAUUUUGAAUCUCAAAAGUCAAAGUGUUUUAAUUUUUAUGAAAGUAUUUGAAAACAGUACUAAUUGGAAAGUAUAUUAAGUAGUAAUUAAAUCUACAGUAAGUUACAGUAAGUUACUGGCAAACCUGCUGCAAAAACUACAGCAAAGUUUUACACUGUAGGACUGAAUGUUUAUUUGUUUAUUAUGUUUAUUUUAUAAUCAGCCAUUCAAGCACUGUUUACAUUUGUUAUUAAACACAUAUUUCCUCGUGUCACAUAUGUUUUUAUUUAUUUGGUUUAGUUUCUAAAUGAUUUUAGUGUGUUCACAUCUUUCACAUCUUCUGAAGGCAUUUCCAGAGUCUCGUCCCACCAGCACUUCAUUGUCUUUUAAAACUCAGUGAAAAGCACAGACAUUUUCAUAGAAAUCCGAUUGCUCUCGGACAAUGCAAGUUCUCUUGGAGGACAUAUGGGAAUGUAAAUCAGCAGCCAAAUGAACCAAUUCACCAUUCAUUUGCAUACUGCUAUUGCCCCCUCAGUUGCUCUUUUGGCCGAUUCCCCUUGACCCCCUGGAACAGCCUCACAACCAGUCAACCUGACCUUAGCUUGGCUGACCUCACCUUCACACCGCUCUGAAGAGCAAGCAGCACCGGUUGGUACCUCAGACCAUCACUGCCCACAACAGAAUAACAGCUCUUUAAGUUUCUAUUUGAAAUCAAUUAUUGGUGUGAUGAUGUUGAUAAAUCAACUGGAUGCAGAAAUAAAAGUACUAAUAUUAUCCUGUCAAGCUACACAGAAAUGAUAGAUUUAACUGACUAUGCCAAAAACGGUCCUACAGAUCCAAGGUUUAAGAUUCACUUGCACUUCUUGCACUAUAUCUCACUUUGUCAGGAAAACUUUGUAUGUUACGCAAAUAUAGUCAUAGGUAAUACUCCUACUUUACCAUGAGGCAGAUAAAGAUGGGGCCAAUAGUGAGUAGAAAAUAAUUCAUGCAUUGAAAACAAGGUUAAAAUUUAACUUCAUUCAGUCUUUAAAAAUAAACAUGAAAGGCUACUGUAUUAUAUUUAUAUAAUGUUCAGUCUGACUUCAUCUGACUAGAAAUGAUGAUAUUAAAAACCCUGAGAUUGAGACAUUCCUUAUCUGGACUGUACUCCCCUUUUAGGGUAAAAUA
Triplophysa rosa is the source of this 2529-nucleotide messenger RNA. RefSeq lists its product as uncharacterized. The record is from RefSeq and is a predicted model, not a curated record. The transcript is spliced from 4 exons. The coding region runs from base 183 to 1172 and encodes 329 amino acids. Lineage: Eukaryota; Metazoa; Chordata; Actinopteri; Cypriniformes; Nemacheilidae.